Messenger RNA from Leptopilina boulardi, 1283 nucleotides. RefSeq names its product max-like protein X (gene bigmax). NCBI's taxonomy places the organism in Eukaryota, Metazoa, Arthropoda, Insecta, Hymenoptera, Figitidae. Gene Ontology annotation, molecular function: DNA-binding transcription factor activity, RNA polymerase II-specific; protein dimerization activity; RNA polymerase II cis-regulatory region sequence-specific DNA binding. Gene Ontology annotation, biological process: regulation of transcription by RNA polymerase II. Bases 252 to 1001 code for a protein of 249 amino acids. Gene Ontology annotation, cellular component: nucleus. The record is from RefSeq and is a predicted model, not a curated record. The transcript is spliced from 6 exons.
AAAGAGAAAGGUUAGGUUUGGUUGGGUUACUGGUUAUUGUGCGUCACUUGAAUGAUAAUUUUAUCUUCUUUUUGAGAUGAGAAAAAAAUGAGCAUAUCUAAUGAUCUUUUUUAUUGCGACAUGUACUUAAUGUGGCAUUAGUUUUUCCAUAUUUAUUUUAUUGAUAACUAACAUAUUGGUUUGUGAAACAAUGUCUUGAAGAUUAUCACAAAAACUUUUCAAAAACCUGCAUUCGAGAAACAUUUCACAUAAUGGCCGAUGGACAAAAUAAAGAAGUAUAUGAAGCUAAAUCAGCGAGAAAUACAGCAUCUAAUUCAACACCUGAUGGGGACAUGAAACUGGAACCUUCAAGUCCUACAGAAAGAUAUGCUUUUACACGAUGUAAUAGUACAGGAUCAAUUAAUACACCUUCUUCAUCAGCUCAUAAUACUGAGGAUGAAGAUAGUGACAAUAAAAAUUCCACCGUUAGUUAUAAAGAGCGAAGAAGAGAAGCUCAUACGCAAGCAGAACAAAAACGAAGAGACGCCAUUAAAAAGGGAUACGAUUCCCUGCAAGAUUUAGUGCCAACGUGUCAACAUACAGAUUCAUCUGGCUAUAAACUUUCAAAGGCAACUGUUUUACAAAAGUCUAUAGACUAUAUUCAAUUUCUUCUACAACAAAAAAAGAAACAGGAAGAGGAGAGAAAUGCCCUUCGUAAGGAAGUUGUUGCACUUCGUAUAAUGCAAAAUAAUUAUGAGCAAAUUGUAAAAGCACAUCAAACACAACCGGGACAUUCGGAAAUGCGAGUUUCAGAUGAAACAAAAUUUCAAGUGUUUCAGGCAAUUAUGGAUCGUUUAUUUCUCACAUUUGAGAAUAUAUCUGUGGCAAAUUUUGCGGAAUUAUCAGCGUGUGUAUUCAGUUGGUUGGAGGAACAUUGUAAACCUCAGACACUUCACGAGGUUGUUCUUUCCGUUUUACAUCAAUUGAACGACCAAAUGAACUGCCAGACAGGUAAUAUUUGAUUAAGGGAUUGUGUCAUAAUUAAAAUAGUCAUAGAGCAGUUACCAACAUAAUUAAAAUUUCUACCCAGUAGAACUUGGGUAGAUUAAUAAUAAGAAAUUUAUUUUUUUAUACAUUCAUUAAAAUGUGGGUGUAAUAAAUUCGAAUGUCCAAUGUUCAGUACCUUAUGACAAAGACACUUUUAUACAUUUACUGUCAUGAGUAUAUAUAUAUAUCUAUAUAUUUGUAAAUAUAUAAUACGUUUUGUAUAAUUACUUCUUUAUAUAAAGAAUAGUAAGACUAGA